Messenger RNA from Medicago truncatula (barrel medic), 2125 nucleotides. RefSeq lists its product as uncharacterized. The transcript has 8 exons. The record is from RefSeq and is a predicted model, not a curated record. Lineage: Eukaryota; Viridiplantae; Streptophyta; Magnoliopsida; Fabales; Fabaceae. The coding region runs from base 68 to 1912 and encodes 614 amino acids.
UCAGUGUUAUAAAAGGGGUUAACGAAAUAAAAGGGGUUAACGAAGAACACAAUCUCUCUCUCCGGCAAUGGCUUCCGUAACAUCAACAACCACCACACUCUUCACCCCAUUCCUCUCCCACCGCCACACCACCAAACCCUUUCUCUUCUCCCCACCCCUCCACCUCCCCAACACCACCCCCUCCAUCUUCAUCCUCUCCUGUUCACCACCAAAGACAAUUCCAGUCACCGAGCAACAAUUUCUGCAAGCAAUUUCCGAUUCCUCAGACCAAAAGCAACUCCCGUGUGUAAGAACAUUCGAGAAUGAUUUGUCUCAACUCACUCUCGUCGGAGCUGUUGAUUUCCGUCAGGCGGUUACGGCUGCGGCCGCUGAUGGUGGUGAAGUUGCUGAUGAACAUGUUCAGGCUGGGAUGGAUGCUAUGGUUGUUGAAACCGUUUUUCCUGCUUCUUCUAGUGACCAUGGCACCGUUUCUACUCGAUUGUUCUUACCUGCUAGGAAAGUUAAAGAAAAGGCUGCUAAGCUCAGAAAGUCUUUCUCAGAAGAUAUAUUUUCAAACACUACUUCUAGGAAUGUACUGACUAUGACCUUUAGGCAAGUGGUUUUGGAGCAGGUUUGGAACUUUGACCUCACUGUCUUUCAACCAGGAGAAGAACGAAAAAUGGAUGAUCUUGAAAACCCGAGAGAGGUUCCUGCAUCUUUCACUCUCAGCUCAUCCGAUGAAUAUCUUAUCUCCAUGCUUGCAGAAGUUGUUUGCAUCUCUUCUCUCCAAAGCACUCAAAGACAAUUUCUUGAUAAAUCACAGGAUGGUAGUAGAAGUGGUUUCUUUCAGUGGUUUCAAAAGCAUGAAAGGAUACAAUCAAAAGAUUCUGCGGUCAUCUUGCACAAAUUAUUUGAAGAUGAGAUAGUUGAAAAUGCAAGAAGUCUAUUGGAUAAAUAUCACUUAAUGAAGGAUGGAUUCAAGCCUGUAAAAAUAAAAUCAGAGCGAUUCUGGUGGAAGCCUUCAUCUUAUGAAAAAUUAGAGAAAAUUGGUGGUUCUGAUUUCAGUGCUUGGACAAGUGAGUAUGUACCUGCAUAUCGGUUAGAGAUUGACCCCAAGAUAAUGGGAGAUUCAAAGUUUCAGGGCUGGAAGAAGUCUUCGGAGAAUAGGUGGGAAGUUCUUUUGACCCACUCUCAAAUGGUUGGUUUGGCAGAAACGUUAGAUAUGUACUAUGUGGAUCCCUAUUCGCUACCUGAUAAGGAAUUAUCCUAUGGAGUGGCAGCCAAGUAUGCCAACGUGUCCAAUAGAAAGGGGAGUUCAUUAUCAAAAAUAUUGUCAGUCUCCCUUGCAAGUGGCAUGUUUCUUGUAGCAAUCAGUGCUCUGGGACAGUUUUGUUUGCCUCGUUUAAGCAAGGAAAGGAAACACACUGUAGAACAUAGGUCUCUGCUAACAUCUGAAGUCAACGUUAUGCAUGACUUUUUGGAUACAACAAAGGUGGAAGAGUUUUGUGUGUCAGCUGUUGCUAAGCUGAAGAAUGCUUAUGGCUGGUCAGAUGAAAUUAAGGUAGAAGAUGGUAUCGGUGCCUGGAUUGGAGAAUUACCUGUUUACUUGAGAGGUGAAGGUGUUGAUACACUUUCUACUUCUUCAGAGGAUAUAGAUGCAGAUGCAAAAGUGUCCAUGCAAGAUAUUGCUAGUUACCAGGUAGUUUUCUCUAGUGAGGGGAAGAUAGUUGGUUUUCAACCCUUGAGUCGAGUGGCGGUUAAUCAGUGGGCUGAUAAUCCUCUGGCAAAGGAGCUGUAUGGAGGGAAAAAGCUUUCCCCAGGUAUCGUUGAGCCAGGUCUCAGGAUUCACCUUCCAAAAGAAGUUACUGUUGUAGAAUUGCUCGUGUCAGUUAAACCAGAUGCCUAUUUUGCAUUAGCUAGGCCAUAUCAGUGAUCCUUUUGAACAAUUAAUCGUGAAAUUGUAGAUUUAAGGAUAAAUUUUUUCAGGCACCAGAAGUUAUGCCUUGAGUUUAUCAGUUUUUUAAACAGGUGUCCUAAAUCUUUUAGUUUUUGAUGGGAGGUAAUCUUUUGGGCUUUGGUAUAGCUUGUGUAAAAUUGAAAACCCCUUCCACCAUAUUGGCUUUCAAUAUAAAUUGUAAAUUAUUCA